CCUGCAAUACAGCAAGUCGUUAAGACGUUUACAACUAAAUAAUUUACAAAAAAAUUAAAACAAAACCCUAAACCUAGAAAUGGCUUUCUUUAAAUCCUUGAUCUGUUUGGCUGUCGUUGGCGUAGCCACAGCUGGUGUUUUACAUGGUGCUCAUGGUGGUCCUGGUCUGUAUGCUGGUGCUCCAGCUGUCUAUGCUGGUCAUGGCCAUGGCCACCCCGAUGAAGGUUUAGAUUAUCAUGCCUACCCCAAGUAUCACUACAACUACGGUGUUGCUGACUCACAUACCGGUGAUGUGAAAUCCCAACACGAAGUACGUGAUGGUGAUGUUGUCAAGGGCUCCUACUCCUUGGUUGAACCUGACGGUUCAGUGCGCACUGUCGAAUAUACCGCUGACGAUCACAAUGGUUUCAAUGCUGUUGUCCACAAAACUGCCCCCACUGUACAUGCUGUUGCCGCUCAUGCUGCCCCAGCUGUGGUACAUGCUGCUCCUGCCGCACCUGCCUAUCAUGCCGGUCCAGCUGUGUAUGCUCAUGCCGCUCCCGCUGUUGCCCAUCAUGUUGCUGCCGCCCCAGCUGUACCAUACGCUUCCGUAGCGCAUCAUGCCCCCGCCGCUAUUGCUGUUGGUCAUGGUUAUGCCGGUUAUGGACACGGUGCUCAUGGCCAUUAUUAAGAAGCCAUUUUCUAACAAUCACUGUUUUAUAAAUUGUAAAUUAUUUAGUGUAGU
This is a messenger RNA of Musca vetustissima, 724 nucleotides long. RefSeq names its product cuticle protein 7 (gene Cpr62Bc). Bases 80 to 670 code for a protein of 196 amino acids. The record is from RefSeq and is a predicted model, not a curated record. The transcript has 3 exons. NCBI's taxonomy places the organism in Eukaryota, Metazoa, Arthropoda, Insecta, Diptera, Muscidae. Gene Ontology annotation, cellular component: extracellular matrix.